Messenger RNA from Panonychus citri (citrus red mite), 1548 nucleotides. It is a transcript of the gene Gmppb, whose product is annotated as mannose-1-phosphate guanyltransferase beta-like. Gene Ontology annotation, biological process: GDP-mannose biosynthetic process; cell wall mannoprotein biosynthetic process. Gene Ontology annotation, molecular function: GTP binding; mannose-1-phosphate guanylyltransferase (GTP) activity. Gene Ontology annotation, cellular component: cytoplasm. The record is from RefSeq and is a predicted model, not a curated record. NCBI's taxonomy places the organism in Eukaryota, Metazoa, Arthropoda, Arachnida, Trombidiformes, Tetranychidae.
UCUUGGAAAUGUUGAUAAUCAACAACAGUUUAUUUACGUGGACUUAAUUUUGUUUUUAUUUGAUUAUCUAUUGAUUGUUGACCAUUCCUUUCGUUUUUGACCUUUGAGUUUUGACCAUCAUGAAAGCUUUGAUUCUUGUUGGAGGCUAUGGGACGCGUCUUCGCCCAUUAACUUUAUCUAAGCCCAAACCGUUGAUUGAGUUUUGUAACAAACCGAUGAUCCUUCAUCAAAUUGAAGCUUUGGUCGAGGCUGGUGUUAAUCAUGUCAUUCUAGCGGUUAGCUAUCGAGCGGAGCUUCUUGAGAAAGAGUUGAAAGCUGAAGAGAAACGACUCGGGAUUCGUAUCAGUGUAUCUCUCGAGGAAGAGCCAUUAGGAACUGCCGGACCAUUAGCUCUUGCAAGGUCUUUAAUUACGGAAGACAAUGAGCCAUUCUUUGUUCUCAAUAGCGAUAUCAUUUGUGAUUUUCCUUUCCAUGAAAUGGUCUUAUUCCACAAAUCGCACGGGAAGGAAGGAACUAUAGCGGUAACUAAAGUGAAUGAGCCUUCGAAAUAUGGGGUCGUCGUGUAUGACAACAAAGGAAAAAUUGCAGAAUUUGUGGAAAAACCUCAAGAAUAUGUUUCGAAUAAGAUAAAUUCAGGACUUUACGUGUUCAACACAUCGAUCUUGGAUCGAAUUCAGCUUAAGCCAACUUCAAUCGAGAAAGAUUUUCCUCAAAUGUCUUCAGAUGGACAACUUUUUGCGUUCGAUUUAAAAGGUUUUUGGAUGGACGUUGGUCAACCUGGAGACUUUUUGAAAGGCAUGAGCCUUUAUCUUGAUUUUUUGAAAGACAUGUAUCCAUCAACGCUUCACCAAGGAGUUGGUAUUUAUGGAAACGUGCUCAUUGAUCCUUCAGCUAAAAUUGGUCCGAACUGUCGAAUUGGUCCCAAUGUAUCAAUCGGACCCAAUGUGGUCAUCGAAGAAGGAGUUUGCAUCAAAAGAUGUACCAUCUUACGAGACAGUGUUGUUAAAUCACAUUCCUGGUUGGACAAUUGUUUGAGUUGGAAAUGCUCCAUUGGUCGCUGGGUUCGAAUGGAAAAUACUUGUGUCCUCGGCGAGGAUGUUCUUGUCAAAGAUGAACUUUAUCUGAAUGGUGUUAAAGUUUUGCCAAACAAGUCAAUCAAUGAAUCAGUUCCAGAACCAAAUGUAAUUCUAUGAUUUAACCAUUUUGACAUUCGAUUACAAUUAAUCUAACAAUUUAUUUAUAAUAAUUUCCUUUAUAUAACGUUUUUAAUUGCAAAUUAUCAAUAAUAUAUAAAAUUUUGUCUUAAUUUUCACUUUUUUGGGAAAUAUUGUUACAUAUAAUCUAUUCUUGUAUAAAAUUGUUAUUUAAAUUACUAAACUUAAUUGGAAUUGCUUGUUUUAUCAAACUGUUUGAAGUGACUUGAUCGAGACAUUGAUUAUCUAAAAAACUCAAAACUGAUCGAAACUUUAAAUUGUAAUCAACUUUAUUUAAUAUGAUUCUUUUGGAAAAAGGGAAUAAAAUUGCUAUUAAUUAAUUUCCUCACUUAAA